AGGAUAGUUGACUUAUUAAGGUAAGACCACGACCUCUAAAAUAUCCUAUCCUAGUCCAUUUAUGCGUCUCUUCCCUCACAAUUCACGAACCCAGUGAGGAAUCUUCAAUUGGGUUCGAAUCUCCGAAUUGCUUUCGGAGAUCUCGCUCAUCAGGGGGGAUAUGGCUGCCACGGUGAAACAAAUGGCGUUGAUCGUGUCUCUGUUGGGCCUCGUGUCUUUCAUUUUGGGGGUUGUUGCUGAAAACAAGAAGCCUGCGGCUGGAACACCUGUGCCUGGUGUGGAUGGUAUCUCUGUCACCUGCAAGUAUCCAGCUGAUCCAACUGUUGCACUGGGGUAUCUUUCUACAGCAUUUCUUGUUGCAUCCACUGUGGUUGGGUAUCUGGCUUUGUUUUACCCUUACAAAGGAAAAUCUAUUCCACAAGGAGUUCUGUUUAAACACACCACUUUCACAGUUUUCUUCAACAUUGCUUUGUUCACCACUGGAUUAGCUGCAACAUUGUUGUUAUGGCCAACGAUCACCGAACAGCUUCACCUGACGCGCAAUGUGCACCGUGAUAUGAGCUAUGAAUGCCCUACAGCUAAAACUGGUCUCCUUGGAGGUGGUGCCUUUUUGUCCCUUGAUUCAUCUCUACUUUGGUUGAUUACCCUUAUGUUAGCUGGCAAUGCGCGAGAGGAUUUCUUUGAAGAAGAAGAAGAAGAUGGUGAUAAGGGCGAAUUUGGUGCAGUGUCCUCCAAUGCUUAUUAUGAUGAUGAUGGAGUAAAGGGUAGUGCCUGAACUGAAGCAUGCUCCUAAAAAAGGUAGAAAAAUAAAUGUUGCACUGGUACUCCUGUAGUUUUCUUUUAAUCAUGCUGAACAAUUUCGUGAAUCAUGAUUGUAUAUAUUUUAAAUGGUUGUUCUCGGUGAACAUUUAUUAAGCUCAAGCACAGUACUGCAGAAACACAUAGUUGUUUAUAAAUGUUUCAUUUUUUUUUUCCCGUGAAUUCGACAGAAAUUUAUCUCA
Molecule: messenger RNA, 1001 nt
Organism: Cajanus cajan (pigeon pea)
Lineage: Eukaryota; Viridiplantae; Streptophyta; Magnoliopsida; Fabales; Fabaceae
Source: RefSeq, a predicted model, not a curated record